Quercus lobata is the source of this 2876-nucleotide messenger RNA. RefSeq names its product pentatricopeptide repeat-containing protein At4g21065-like. Bases 239 to 2008 code for a protein of 589 amino acids. Gene Ontology annotation, molecular function: protein binding; RNA binding; zinc ion binding. Lineage: Eukaryota; Viridiplantae; Streptophyta; Magnoliopsida; Fagales; Fagaceae. The transcript has a single exon. Gene Ontology annotation, biological process: RNA modification. The record is from RefSeq and is a predicted model, not a curated record.
CCAACUCAAAUAUACAUGAAAUGAUGUUACCAUAAAUUUUGAAAAUCACGUGACUUGUUUAAUAAUUUAAUGAGUUGCAUGAUUAUAAUAGUAGAAGGAAAACUUUGUAUUUCUAGCCUUCUAGAAAAGGGACCCUUCAGCUUAAGGUGGAAAUGAACCACAUGCACCACAAUAGCUAAUCGUAUCUAAUGUAAUCCGCAAUGUAAACUACUAAAACUAAAAGUCACCUUAGAGAAGAAUGACAUGCACUAGGAUGAAGCCCAUGAUGGACCAAGGCACGCUUGUCGCUGCAAUCAAGCGAUGCGCUAGGGUUCGAGACCUUGAGACCAUCCAAGCCUACAUGAUCCGAACAAAUUUUACACAAGAUAGCUUCCUGCUUAGCAAGUUGAUUGAGUCUUAUGCCAUCACUUUACCUAUUAGACAGAUUGCACACGCCUAUAAACUAUUUUCAUGGACCCACCAGCCCAACCUCUUCAUGUGGAACACCAUCAUCAGAGGCUACUCCAUAAAUGACUCGUCAUCGCUCAGGGCCAUCGCUCUUUACAAAGACAUGCACCUCAGUGGCAUUUCAUCAAACAGUUUCACUUUCGGGUUUGUUCUCAAGGCGUGUUGUAAUUUACGAAGACUUGAAGAGGGCAAAAUGGUCCAUUCACAGGUUUUGAAAAUGGGUAUAGACUACGAAACCCAUGUGGUUAACGGUCUGAUCAAAUUGUAUACCACGUGCGGGCGCGUUGACGAAGCACGCGACCUGUUCGACGAAAUGUCUGAACGAGACUUGGUUUCGUGGAGCACCAUGGUUUCUGGGUACGUGCAAAAUGGGUGUUCUAAUGAGGCCUUAGUUUUGUUUAAACAGAUGCAAGCUCAGAAUGUGAAAGCUGAUGAAUUUACUUUAGCUAGUGUUGUUGGGGCUUGUGGAGAUAUGGGUGCUUUCGAUUUGGGCAAAUGGGUGCAUUCUUAUAUUGAUAAAGAAGGUAUUGAUAUUGAUAUUGAUAUUGUUUUGGGAACUUCACUGGUGGACAUGUACUCAAAAUGUGGGAGUUUGGAUAAUGCAAUUAGGGUCUUUGAAGGCAUGUCUAAGAGGGAUGUCAUGGCAUGGUCUACCAUGAUUGGAGGGUGUGCCAUACACGGGUUUGGUGAGAAAGCUUUAAAAGUGUUUCAUGCCAUGCAAAGUGCCAAUGUAAGACCCAAUUCUGUUACUUUCACUUGUGUGUUGUGUGCAUGUAGCCACUCUGGCUUGGUCAAGGAAGGUUGUCAAUAUUUCAAUAGCAUGUCUUUGGAUUAUGGAAUCACUCCCCAAAUUGAGCAUUAUGGAUGCAUGGUUGAUCUAUUUUGUCGUGCAGGACUUGUGCUUCGAGCACAUAAGUUUAUUCAAAAGAUGCCCAUUAAGCCUAAUGCAGUUCUCUGGCGAACAUUGCUCGGUGCAUGCAAGACUCAUGGAUAUAAAGAACUCAGUGAGAGUAUAACUAGAGAGGUGCUUGAGCUAGAGCCUCAUAGUGCUGAGAAUUAUGUGCUUGUGUCCAAUGUUUAUGCUUCUCUAGGUAGAUGGUCAAGUGUGAGCAAGGUUAGGAGCCAAAUGAAACACAAGAAAGCUAAGAAACAACAUGGUUGGAGCUCUAUAGAGAUGGGUUUCGUUGUGCACCAGUUUGUGAUGGGAGACGAAUUACAUCCUGAAAUCAGACAGAUAUAUCAAAUGCUGGAUCAAAUGGCUAAAAAGUUGAAGCAAGAGGGACAUGUAGCUACAACAAUUGAUGUCUUGCAUGAUAUAGACGAAGAAGAAAAAGAGCAUGCAUUAGGUUUUCAUAGUGAGAGGCUGGCUAUUGCUUAUGGAUUACUUCGCUUAUCAAAGGACUCGCCAGUUAGGAUAGUGAAAAAUCUUAGAGUGUGUAUUGACUGUCAUUCAGUCAUAAAGUUGAUUUCUAGUGUCUACAAGCGAGACAUAAUUGUUAGAGAUCGAAUUCGUUUCCACCACUUUAGAGAGGGGAAGUGUUCCUGCAAUGAUUACUGGUAAUUAGAUCGAAUGCUUGUUCAACUUCUAAUAUUUCUACACUGAGACUUGAAAUACCAACACAAAUAUUAUUGCUGUUGUAAACCUCUUGUUGAGCUGUAUAUCAAAACAAGCAAUUUCAAAUUUUCACUGUCCUGAGACUUAACAUAAUGUGGCUUUCUUCUCUUUUUCUUUCUUACAUUUCCUUCUCACCUUUUUCUCUCAGUCCUUGAAAAAUUCCUUACCACAUACGGUUCUAAGUUGGGUAUUUCUACAGUUAGGGAUGCUAUUUUUCAUAUUUGAUUUGAAUGAAAAAUGCUCGUUACUGAAAUAAUAUUCAUAUUAAAGACUACUCUUAAGAUAUUUGGGAACUCUGCUCAUUCAAAUUAAAUAAGAAGACAUUUAAACAAAACAAAAGGACACAAAAAAUGAUCCAGCAAAUCAACCUGAACAUCCACUUUUAACAUUGCAAAUGAAUUAUGUUCAAGUUCCAGUGACAUAGAAGGGGGUUGUACCCAAUUCUCAGAGCUUUUGCUUUUGCGGGGUCUAGAAGAACUGAUUCGUAGGCAGCACUACUUUCCAAUUUAUGGAGAGGCUGAUUUCCGUACUUGAACCCACGACACGUCACUUUUGGUGGAAGGCGCAUUUGCCAUCGUACUUGAACCCAUGACACGUCGCUUUUGGUGGAAGGCGCAUUUGCCAUCGCACCGAGGGAUAAUCCUCAUAGUGGAAACUGGAAACAUAGUGCAACUUGCAAGAUGCUUGAUUAUUUGAGAGAAAAUGGAUAGUUGGUACUGCAGAUUUGAUCAUAGAAAAAAGGAAAUAUUUCUAAUGAAUCUGUAACAUAUACAGUAACUUGACUGCUUUAAAACCGAAUAAUUAAAAAAAAAAG